Meleagris gallopavo (turkey) is the source of this 2508-nucleotide messenger RNA. NCBI's taxonomy places the organism in Eukaryota, Metazoa, Chordata, Aves, Galliformes, Phasianidae. The record is from RefSeq and is a predicted model, not a curated record.
AUAGCAUCAACUUGUAACGAUCCUGGAACACCACAAAAUGGUACCAGAUACGGAGACAGCAGAGAGCCUGGGGAUACUACUACCUUUCAAUGUGACCCUGGUUAUCAGCUUCAAGGACAAGCUAAAAUUACAUGUGUGCAACUGAAUAACCGAUUCUUCUGGCAACCUGAUCCUCCUACAUGCAUAGCUGCAUGUGGAGGUAACCUGACAGGCCCAGCAGGAGUUAUUUUAUCACCUAACUAUCCACAACCAUAUCCUCCUGGGAAAGAAUGUGAUUGGAGAAUAAAAGUAAACCCUGACUUUGUCAUUGCUUUGAUAUUCAAAAGUUUCAAUAUGGAGCCCAGUUAUGAUUUUCUACAUAUUUAUGAAGGGGAAGAUUCCAACAGUCCUCUAAUUGGCAGUUUUCAAGGCUCACAGGCUCCUGAAAGAAUAGAGAGCAGUGGUAACAGUCUGUUUCUGGCUUUUCGCAGUGAUGCUUCUGUUGGAAUGUCAGGAUUUGCUAUUGAUUAUAAAGAAAAGCCACGGGAAGCUUGUUUUGAUCCUGGAAACAUCAUGAAUGGAACAAGAAUUGGAACAGACUUUAAGCUUGGUUCAACUAUUACUUACCAGUGUGACUCUGGAUAUAAAAUUAUUGAUCCUUCAACUAUUACAUGUGUAAUUGGUGCAGAUGGAAAGCCAGCAUGGAACAGAGCACUGCCAUCUUGUAAUGCACCAUGUGGAGGACAGUACACAGGAUCAGAGGGGGUUGUUCUAUCACCAAGUUAUCCUCAUAAUUAUACUGCUGGACAGACUUGCCAUUAUUCAAUAACAGUACCUAAAGAAUUUGUUGUGUUUGGACAAUUUGCCUAUUUCCAAACAGCUUUGAAUGAUGUGGCAGAAUUAUUUGACGGCGAUAACUCUCAAGCUAGACUUCUUAGUUCACUGUCUGGAUCCCAUUCAGGAGAGACAUUGCCUUUGGCAACAUCUAAUCAAAUUCUUUUGCGAUUCAGUGCUAAGAGUGGGGCAUCAGCAAGGGGGUUCCAUUUUGUUUACCAAGCUGUUCCACGCACAAGUGAUACACAGUGUAGCUCAGUUCCAGAGCCUAGGUAUGGAAGGAGAAUUGGCUCUGAGUUUUCAGCAGGCUCUGUUGUUCGUUUUGAAUGUAGUCCUGGCUAUCUGCUCCAAGGCUCAAAAGCUAUCCGAUGCCAUUCUGUACCUAAUGCAUUAGCUCAGUGGAAUGACACAGUACCAAGCUGUGUAGUGCCAUGUAGUGGGAAUUUUACUGAACGGAGAGGUACUAUUCUAUCACCCGGUUACCCUGAACCUUAUGGUAACAGCUUGAACUGUGUGUGGAAAAUCAUAGUGACUGAGGGAUCAGGUAUUCAGAUCCAAGUCAUCAGCUUUGCCACUGAACAUAACUGGGACUCUCUUGAAAUAUAUGAUGGUGGAGAUAUGACAGCACCACGUCUUGGGAGUUUUUCAGAAUACGAUCUAGAGCCAUGUGAUGAUCCUGGUGUUCCUGCCUUCAGCAGGCGAAUUGGCUUUCAGUUUGGUGUUGGAGACUCCUUGAUCUUUUCCUGUUUCCCUGGAUAUCGCUUGGAAGGUGCUAAUAAACUUACCUGCCUGGGCGGUGGUCGGCGUGUAUGGAGUGCACCUCUGCCAAGGUGUGUGGCUGAAUGUGGAGCAACUGUCUCUGGAAAUGAAGGAACAUUGUUGUCUCCAAAUUUUCCAUCUAACUAUGACAACAACCAUGAAUGUAUCUAUAAAAUUGAAACAGAGGCUGGAAAAGGGAUCCAUCUUAGAGCAAGGAGCUUUCAGCUGCAUGAGGGAGACAUUGUUAAGGUGUAUGAUGGAAAAGACAGUUCUUCUCGUUCUCUGGGAGCCUUCACCAAGAAUGAAAUGAUGGGAGUUAUUCUUAACAGCACUUCUAACCACCUGUGGAUAGAAUUUAAUACCAAUGGAUCUGAUACUGACCAAGGAUUUCAGCUCACUUAUACAAGUUUUGACCUCAUAAAGUGUGAAGAUCCCGGCAUACCAAAUUAUGGCUACAAGACCCGAGAUGAAGGACAUUUCAUAGACACUGUCAUUUUAUACAGCUGUAAUCCUGGCUAUACAAUGCAUGGCAGUAGCAUUAUGACUUGCUUAAGUGGAGAUAGGAGAGUAUGGGACAAACCUCUACCUACUUGCAUAGCUGAAUGUGGUGGUCGAAUUCAUGCUGCUACAUCGGGGCGCAUUUUGUCCCCAGGUUACCCAGCACCCUAUGACAAUAAUCUUCAUUGCACCUGGAUAAUCGAAGCAGAUCCAGGAAAGACAAUAAGUCUGCAUUUUAUUGUUUUUGACACUGAAGUUGCUCAUGACAUCCUGAAGGUAUGGGAUGGGCCCAUUGAGAGCAGUAUAUUACUUAAAGAAUGGAGCGGCUCAGCUCUUCCAGAGGAUAUUCACAGCACUUUCAACUCCCUGACAUUACAGUUUGACAGUGACUUCUUCAUCAGCAAAUCAGGCUUCUCCAUCCAGUUUUCAAGUAUGUAA